AUGUCGACGUUACACAGUCAAACUGAUUGGACGAAGAUAAAACAAAAAAAUUUGGACUCAAAGUAUGAAAAGUGUAGAAAUAUUACAGAAGAGAUAUACAAACGUAUAAAUCUUACAUUUCCAGUGAAGAAAUUGGAGAAUCCACCUCAGAGUGAUCUGUCAGAAAGUGCAUCUAUUGACAGCAAUGACUUGAGUAAUGAAACUGACCUUUUUGCCUGUGAUAAAUCAUCUAUAUCAAGCAGUACUGAGUUGGAUGGAUUGGAGUUGGGUAGCAUUGCCUGUGAGAAGUAUAUUAACAUAAAUAACAAUGAAGAAAGAGUAAAGCAGACCUGGCAACCAAAAAGGCCAAAGAAAAGAUUCCGGAAACGAAUAAAGAAGCAACAAAAACAAUCAAAACAGUCAGAUGGUUCUAGUGAUGAGGGUCUACCACUUAGCCGAGUUGGGGAUAUAGAUGUUAGGCGAAGUACGUCACCUGAGAGACCUAAUGAUGUUAUGGGGGUGCCUAAUAUUGUCAUUAUCACCAGUGAUCUCAAAUAUAAAAUCAAAUCACCAACACCAGUCAAAGACAAGAAGAUAUCAAAACCAGAGAUAAUAGAAAGCAAAGAUUCAGACUCCUCUGAGAUAUCUAUAAAAGAUAAAAGAUUUUGCAAAAUUUGCAACUUGGUUUGUAGAGGGGAGAGAGGGCUUAGGCGUCAUCUUAAAAUGAGUCAUUUUGAAAAUCCACAUUUAACUGCAGAGCAACGGAAUUCACAAUAA
This is a messenger RNA of Pieris macdunnoughi, 756 nucleotides long. The record is from the annotation of a GenBank genome assembly. NCBI's taxonomy places the organism in Eukaryota, Metazoa, Arthropoda, Insecta, Lepidoptera, Pieridae.